AUGGCUGCUUCCGACGACCCGCCGGAGACGUCGUCUGACAGAGGAGCCCGCAUGGCAAAAGUGAGGUCCAAAGCGAAGGCCUUCGCGAACCACAAUGCACCCGGAAAGCAAGAGAUUGUCAACAUUGUCAUUGAGGACAGUCCUCAGCCGGAGCUCGACGAGAGCGGGAAGGGCCCAAAUAGGCUUCGAAUGGAACAAGUCCAAGCAAGCUUGAAGUUUGCCAAGGAAUCCCAUCCUACGAAGCUGGGGGGUAGUUGGCUUCACGACAUGCUCCCCGAAACACCGCAAAGGGAACUCCAUGCUGCAGUACACCGAUUCGAGGACAGAGCUUUCUUCAUCCUCACAACCAAGCCCUUGCCGCCUCGAGGCAAUAUUACAAGCGCCGGCGGAUAUGCGCAAAGACUUAGGUCCUUGAGGGAGAAAAAAUGGAGCCCGAAUGACAUCACCUACAUCUCCACCAAGAACGAGAGAUGGGUAACGAAAGACGAGGCUACUCAACCCGUCAUUGACACUAUGAAGAUCAUCAUGGAGCACUACCCCGAGCCGCUCAGCCGAGUCCCGUCGAGAUGGAUGCAACAACUGUACACAUCCUGCGUGCUGGUUGCACUUCCCGAUCCCUACAGGAGCGGAGCCUUAGUUCUUCCUAAACUUAAGUGGGCUGCGUCGCGGGACGCCAUUCAAGCCAACCUCGAUAUACCGGCAUCCAACACAAUGUUCUCUGUACAGAACGAACCGCGGGAGUUCCCCCAUCCACUCACGGUUUACAUUAGCCGUGAUGUAGCUGAGCACUGUGCAGAGCUGGAAUUUGAUCCCAUUUUCCGGCUUCGUUUCUCAAAGGACGUUGAGAAAAAGGCCACAAAUGCCCAGAAGGGACUCGCUAAGCUGAUCUUGACACGAUGCGCUGAGUCCGUUAUGAACCAAGGAGAGGCUAUGAUCCUUGCCCAAGCUCUUGUCAACCAGUACGGAAAGAAGCGCAAGAACAAGCAUACCGGGCCCUUUCGUAGCGAGAACAUGGUGGUACACUGUGACAUCCAGAACUUUGGGCCAUCCUGGUUGGUCAAAGAAGCAUGCCCGGACCUGCCGAACAUUUUCGUUGGCAAUCAAGCGUCCCAGUAUGACUGGAAAUUCCACAUCGCGCAAGCGGCGCACAUCCGAUUCGCAGAGACAGGCAAUGUGGCAGAGGCAUGGGAAGCAGGUAACGUCACCUCUUGA
Lasiodiplodia theobromae is the source of this 1212-nucleotide messenger RNA. RefSeq names its product Glutathione reductase. The transcript has 2 exons. The record is from RefSeq and is a predicted model, not a curated record. NCBI's taxonomy places the organism in Eukaryota, Fungi, Ascomycota, Dothideomycetes, Botryosphaeriales, Botryosphaeriaceae. Bases 1 to 1212 code for a protein of 403 amino acids.